Arachis stenosperma is the source of this 1299-nucleotide messenger RNA. RefSeq lists its product as uncharacterized. Bases 77 to 1168 code for a protein of 363 amino acids. Gene Ontology annotation, cellular component: endoplasmic reticulum. The record is from RefSeq and is a predicted model, not a curated record. NCBI's taxonomy places the organism in Eukaryota, Viridiplantae, Streptophyta, Magnoliopsida, Fabales, Fabaceae. The transcript has a single exon.
ACUCCAUGGUAGUGUUAUAUCAAUCACUAAAUUAUCAAAGUUGAACAGAUAAAACAUAAGCUUUAUAGAAAUAACAAUGCUACCAUGGAUACUCUUCUUCCUCUUGGCUACCGUCGAGAUCUCAACUGCACUCGUCGCCGGAAACAGCCAAGUUAUCACUUUCCGAUCACCCAAACUCUUCCCUGAAGGCCUUGCAUGGGACCCAACGGGGCAGAACUUCCUCGUCGGAUCUCUCCACCACCGCACCAUCUCCAACGUCUCUGAUGCUGGAGUGAUUGAAACACUAAUCUCCGAUCCUACCCUCCCUGAAAACGUCACCAUCUUGGGCCUCGCCGUCGAUGCCCAUAACCACCGUGUCCUCGCCGCUCUCCACGCUUUUAAACCCCUCCCUCCCUUCAACGCCCUCGCCGCCUACGACCUCCACUCCGGCAACCGCCUUUUCCUCACCGUUCUACCCACCAACGACAAUUCCGACGAAGCCACCACCGCGAACGACGUUGCCGUGGACUUCAAGGGAAAUGCUUACGUCACGAACUCCGGAGGAAACUACAUCUGGAAGGUGAACGAGAAAGGGGAAGCUUCGAUACUUUCGAACUCCCGCAGGUUCACGGAACAACCCGUGGACCGCGAAGCAUGGUAUAGUUCCUGCGGCCUGAACGGCAUCGCUUACGUCAGCAGCGGGUAUCUCCUGGUGGUGCAAAGCAAUACUGGUAAGAUGUUCAAGGUGGAUCCCGAAGAUGGCACCGCGAAGCUCGUGGCGCUGAACGAGGACCUAAUUGGUGCGGACGGCGUCGUUUCAAGGAGUGACGGCGUCGUUUUGGUGGUGUCCCCGGUGACUGGAAAGCUGUGGUUCCUGAAGAGCAAAGAUGAGUGGGGUGAGGGUGUGGUGUUUGACAAAAUUGACCUUGACUUGGAAGGAUUUCCUACUUCAGUUGCUGUUGGCGAGAGGGACAGGGCUUAUGUAUUAUACGGGCAUGUGAAGGAGGGCAUUUGGGGAAAUGCGGAGAGGGAGAGCUUUGAGAUUGAGGAGGUGAGGUCGCUCAGUGAGGUGGAGGGUGUGAACGUGUAUUGGAUGUAUGUGAUUGUUGGAGUGGGUUUGGCCUAUUUCUUGUAUUGGAGACUCCAAAUGGGACACUUUGUGAACACCAUGGAUAAGAAGACCAAUUGAUGAUUCUUUAUAGUUCCUAUACAUGUACCAGACAAAAAUAAAAAUUUGCUUGCUCAGAUACUGUAAUUAAUAAUUUGCAUGUAAAAUAUGAAAGAUUAAUAAGAUGAUAUUUGUCACUAGAGUUGUUGGCA